Ochlerotatus camptorhynchus is the source of this 2329-nucleotide messenger RNA. Its product is annotated as zinc finger protein 836-like. The coding region runs from base 342 to 2066 and encodes 574 amino acids. Gene Ontology annotation, biological process: regulation of transcription by RNA polymerase II. Gene Ontology annotation, cellular component: nucleus. The record is from RefSeq and is a predicted model, not a curated record. The transcript is spliced from 3 exons. Lineage: Eukaryota; Metazoa; Arthropoda; Insecta; Diptera; Culicidae. Gene Ontology annotation, molecular function: zinc ion binding; RNA polymerase II cis-regulatory region sequence-specific DNA binding; DNA-binding transcription factor activity.
GCUGUGUAUGUUUUAUUUAUUUAUUCAAAAUCUAAGCAUUCAAGUACCGCAUAUUGUAUAGCGCAUAGUGUACUUGGCCUGCGUUGUCAAGCAUAGACAAAAACCUGUCGAUGACAAUCAUGACAAAGAGAUGCAUCGAUGAUGAUAACAAUGAUUUUCAAAAGCUUCAAAAGUAAACACAAACCUGCAAGUUUUGGCUUCGUUCGCGAAUCGCGAUUAAUGUUCGUUUCACUGAUGCAGAUAACUUUAGUUAAGUCUUCUUUUUCGAGACUUGCACGGAAGAAAAGCGUUUAAAAAUAUUUUGGAAUAAUUCCGUCUAACUACCUCCACCCAGAGGAAAAAUGAGCAAACUGGACGUGGAGAAAACAUGUCGCCUCUGUGGCGAGAAAAAAAGUCGUAUGCGUUUCCUGUUUGAGCAUCGCCAUGAAUAUCCACUCUCUUUGCAGCAGAUAAUUUUCGAUGUUUCACGGCUACAGGUCGAUCCCGAUGAUAGAAUGCCCCAAAAGAUUUGCACAUGGUGUGUCACCACACUGCUGAAAAUACACACAACUAUCGAGAACUACCGAGCAAACGAUUUGAAGCUUAGACAGCAACUGGUCGGAACACUGCAGAUCGAAAUUAAACAGGAAGAAGAAGAAGAGGUAGACAUGGAAAUGCUGGAGAAGGCAUUUACGCAGGAAUUGGAAGUUGGUGAAAUUUGCAUUAAACAGGAAGCUGUGGAGGACAAAUAUCUUGACUCGGAACUGCACGAGGAAAGCGAAGUUACUUAUGAAAUGGAUGAAAGCGUUGGUACGAAGCUGGAUCUUUCUGAUACAGAACACGAAAAAGAAACAGUCGCAGAUGACGAUGAGUGGAAGCCAACGGAACAGGAUGCUGAAGAUAAGGAGCCACCGGUGAAGAAAUAUCGUCGUAGAACAAAGCAAGAGAAGGAUGCAAAAGGUAUGCGGAAAACUGGACGUCCCCGCACGAAAGCUAAAGAUCUAAAUCGCCCUCGAUUGCACGAUUACAAAUGUUACAUUUGCAAAAGCGAGUCACACGGAUCGUCCGAAGCCCUGAUUGCUCAUCUUACCAGUAGCCAUGAAGAUCAAUUGCCUUACACUUGUCCGGAUUGUGUAAUGCAGACGGUUGUUAUUAAAACUGUUCAAAGACUGAACGCGCAUAUACGACAACAUUUGAAUCCGGUGAAAUGUCCACAUUGUGACAAGAGGUACAGCUGCAAAAAUGGCGUCAAUCUUCACGUGCAGAGGUACCACCAGGACGGUGAUGUUCAGUGCCCAUCGACGUGCGAAUACUGUGGGGAAGUGUAUCCUUCCAAGGUUUCACUUUUACAUCACAUGAAAAUACACACCACUGCUGUUAGCUGCGAGAUUUGUGGUAAACUUUUCAAGGACCGGCCGAAACUUCGAUUACACAUCCAAGGCCGGCACGAAAAAUUAAAAAAAUAUGAAUGUAACAUUUGUAAGAAGAAACUUGGAUCAUUGGACACUGUGCAAAUUCACAUGAAAACGUAUCAUUUGAACCGAGUGUUCAAAUGUAGUUACUGCCCUAAGACAUAUGCCUCGGAACUAACACACCGAUACCACGAGAAGAAGCAUGUAGAAAAUCCUGAAUAUGUAAGUAAAAAGGAUUGGAAAAAGUAUUACACAGUUGUAGAGGGAGAAUCAAAUAAGCCAGGCGAAAAACUAAAAAAAUGCAAUCUCUGUGGGAUAAUUUCCAAAGCAAUGGGAUCCCAUCUAUCUACAAUACAUUUUCCGCCUGAGUUCCGUUGUACUAUCUGCGACAUGACUUUUAAAAAGAAGCAAAGGUAUGAAAUCCAUGUAUUGGAACAUGAAAAUGGCAAAGCGCUUCAAUGUCCGAUUUGUAGCCGUGAAUUUUCCGACAGGAAAAAUCUCAUUGCCCAUCUUCGAACGAAGCAACACCGAGAUCAUCCCCUGGCUAAGUCACUGGAUUGGCUAGGUCUUAGUGUCGCUAAGUCGAAGCCAAGGAAACCAAAGGCAGCAAAUUGCGAUGAACCACGGGAGCAGGAUCUUAUCGUAGAAGAAUAUGGACUAGAUGAUUCUCUGUGAGCUGUGUCGAUUAACUUUAAUUUUAUUAACUUGAUAAGUUGUAUUAAGAUUCGUAAACAUUCUUUCAAGAGCAAAUAACAUUCGCACCGAUCCGAGAAAAAUAAAGUUUUGUAUUGAUGACCGAAAAGUUAUUCCUAUUUCCAAUUUAACACAUAUAAUCUCAUAGUGAUAGCAGUGCUUAACAUAUUAAGCAGGGUUUUAAUCAUACAAAGCAGAUCGCUAGCUUUCAUGCUAAAAAAUACGUCGUUUUAGGACCACCGAAA